Molecule: messenger RNA, 2169 nt
Organism: Penicillium vulpinum
Lineage: Eukaryota; Fungi; Ascomycota; Eurotiomycetes; Eurotiales; Aspergillaceae
Product: putative arsenite efflux transporter ArsB-like
Exons: 3
Coding region: 1-2169 (722 amino acids)
Biological process (GO): transmembrane transport
Cellular component (GO): membrane
Source: RefSeq, a predicted model, not a curated record
AUGGACGACGAGCUCGAUACCUCGAAAAUUAAAAAUUGGAGAUCAAUUAUCACCCUAAUCGUUUUUGUUAUAACUAAUGUUAUUGUCCUUUUCCCAUUUCAUAUCCCUAUAUAUCUCCCACGAUGGCUCACAAAUGGGUUUCUGGACCUAUUGAGUGCCAUGCGCAUUACGUCUCACCGGACUCGACCUCAAUCCAAUGGAGGGCAAUCAACCUUUCUGAAAAUUCGCUUUCCAUUGAACUUUAUCACGGCACCUUUAAUAGCGGAUCUCUUCCUUCUCGCUAUUUUAGCUAUUGGCCGAAAAGAGGUGCAUGAUGGAAUAGUCGGCGCAGACAACAUUAAUCCCAUUGAUACCAUGGUCUUCUUCCUCACGCUCGCUUAUAUUGCCAUCUCAAUUGACGCCUCUGGCAUCAUCAGAUAUCUGGCUUUGAUGGUUCUCCAAAAAGCAGGCAAGGCCGGCCACCGGCUAUUCUUCUACAUGUUUACCUUCUUUUUCGUGCUGGGCAGCUUUGUCGGAAACGACCCAAUUAUCCUGUCGGGUACACCAUUUCUUGCAUACAUGAUCCGUGUAUCAAGCAAUAUCGUCCACCCCAAAGCAUGGAUUCACAGUCAAUUUGCCAUAGCUAAUAUUGCCUCCGCAAUUCUUGUCUCCUCCAAUCCCACCAACCUGGUCCUUGCUGGUGCUUUCAAGAUCAAAUUUAUCACCUACACAGCAAACAUGAUCGUUCCCGUAGUCGUGACGGCGAUCAUCAUUUUCCCGAUCUUGUUAUAUCUCGUUUUCGCCGACGAAUCCCUUAUCCCUCGAUCCAUCACAAUGCACGAGCUGUCCGAGGAAGCCAAAGCCAAACCACCCGUGAACCCCAAUCUCCCUCGCGCCAGACGAAUUGUGGAAGAGAACGAAAAGUCUAACAACGAGCAAGUAAUGGAGCAAGGAAAGCAACUCGAGCUAGAGGAGAUCAUGAAUCCAUUCUUGGAAAAAAAGGGCGCUUUCUUGGGAGCUCUCAUUAUGGCCGCCACGCUAAUCACCGUCCUAGCAAUAAAUGCCUCAGCACCAACAGGCGAAGAGCGCCCUGUUUUCUGGGUCACAUUACCUGCUGCCUUCGUUAUGCUCUGCUGUGACGGCUGGCUCCAUCGCAACGAGACCCGUGAGUUUGUCGCGAAGGAUAGUCAAGAGGCCGAGGAGGCACGGUUUGGGCGAGAAAUGUGCGAGCGGAAUGAGCAGCAAGCGCUGCGAGAAACAAUGGAUCCAGAGGCACUGGAAUUGAACCAGUCUGAGCAAUAUGAUGCCGUAGGCUUGCGUCAUCGCAGUGAGCACACAUAUCAAGAUAUCUCGCCUGAGGCUAGUGAUAUCGCCUCGAAGAAUCCUUAUCCAGAAGGCGACAGCUCAUUGUCAGUCUCUGUUUUCACUAACAAGGAAAAGCUCCCGGAGCUAUUGCCAUCAGGCAGUAGUGUGAUGAAUAGCACACAAGCUCACGCACCUUCUCCCGAGGCAUUAGGCCCGGGAAACGCUAGAGACACGACGGCCCAUCAAGAAAAGGGCAGCUCUGCAUCUAAUCAAGACAACGGUCCACGCACAUUGGUUUCGCUCUCUGUUGAUUUCUGCCGCUGGUCACAGGAGAGAUUCCCCACUGUGACCGCCGUAGUAUCCAACAUGCCUUUUGCACUAGUACCCUUCGCUUUUGCAAUGUUUAUCCUGGUGCAGGCGCUUGUUACCAAGGGCUGGGUGCCGGUUUUUGCACAAGGAUGGGAUCAGUGGGUUGAAAGGACCGGAACAGUAGGCAGUAUCGGUGGAAUGGGAUUCCUAUCCGUGAUUCUGUGCAAUUUUGCCGGCACAAACAUCGGCACCACAAUCCUGCUCUCGCGGAUUAUCCAAGCAUGGCAGAAAAUCCACGAAGUCAGCGAGGUUCCCAUCAGUGAGCGCACAUGGUGGGCCACUGUCUACAGCAUGGCACUCGGAGUCAAUUAUGGCGCAUUCAGUACUGCGUUUAGUGCUUCGCUGGCUGGGCUGCUGUGGCGGGAUAUCUUGGAAAGAAAGCACAUCCAUGUCGGCAAUCGGGAAUUUGUACGAGUGAACUUCCCCAUUAUUGCUAUCUCUAUGGUGGUUGGAUGUGCAGUUCUCGUUGGAGAGGUAUAUCUCGUCAGAAGUGAUAAGCCGUACGUGCCGGCUUGA